Messenger RNA from Arvicanthis niloticus (Nile rat), 3626 nucleotides. It is a transcript of the gene Prkca, whose product is annotated as protein kinase C alpha. Lineage: Eukaryota; Metazoa; Chordata; Mammalia; Rodentia; Muridae. Gene Ontology annotation, biological process: protein phosphorylation. The record is from RefSeq and is a predicted model, not a curated record. Gene Ontology annotation, molecular function: diacylglycerol-dependent serine/threonine kinase activity; zinc ion binding; ATP binding.
CCGCGAGUAGGAAGCGCGAGCGCCGGGCGCCUGGCUGUCAGUGAGCGUGGGGCCAGCCAGCGAGCGAGAGAGCCGGAGAGAGCCAGAGAGAGGCAGAGAGAGCGGCUCGGCUCCCAGCUCCGAGCAGCGCAGCGCCCGGCCGGCUCUCCCCGGCCAUCGCCGCCACCACCGCACCUCAGCACCGCCACCUCGGCCGCCGCCCCCGCCCACCCCGGCCCUCCCCGGCUGCUGCUCCCCGGCGGAGGCAAGAGGUGGUUGGGGGGGACCAUGGCUGACGUUUACCCGGCCAACGACUCCACGGCGUCUCAGGACGUGGCCAACCGCUUCGCCCGCAAAGGGGCGCUGAGGCAGAAGAACGUGCACGAGGUGAAAGACCACAAAUUCAUCGCCCGCUUCUUCAAGCAACCCACCUUCUGCAGCCACUGCACCGACUUCAUCUGGGGGUUUGGGAAACAAGGCUUCCAGUGCCAAGUUUGCUGUUUUGUGGUUCACAAGAGGUGCCAUGAGUUCGUUACUUUCUCUUGUCCAGGUGCGGAUAAGGGACCUGACACUGAUGACCCCAGGAGCAAGCACAAGUUCAAAAUCCACACAUAUGGAAGCCCUACUUUCUGUGAUCACUGUGGGUCCCUGCUCUAUGGACUUAUCCACCAAGGGAUGAAAUGUGACACCUGCGACAUGAAUGUUCACAAGCAGUGUGUGAUCAACGUCCCUAGCCUCUGCGGAAUGGAUCACACAGAGAAGAGGGGGCGGAUUUAUCUGAAGGCUGAGGUCACCGAUGAAAAGCUCCACGUCACGGUACGAGAUGCAAAAAAUCUAAUCCCUAUGGAUCCAAAUGGGCUUUCAGAUCCUUACGUGAAGCUGAAACUUAUUCCUGACCCCAAGAAUGAGAGCAAACAGAAAACCAAAACCAUCCGCUCCACACUGAACCCUCAGUGGAAUGAGUCCUUCACAUUCAAAUUAAAACCUUCAGACAAAGACCGGCGACUGUCUGUAGAAAUCUGGGACUGGGAUCGGACGACACGGAAUGACUUCAUGGGGUCCCUUUCCUUUGGUGUCUCAGAGCUGAUGAAGAUGCCAGCCAGUGGAUGGUACAAGUUGCUCAACCAAGAAGAGGGCGAAUACUACAAUGUGCCCAUUCCAGAAGGAGAUGAAGAAGGCAACAUGGAACUCAGGCAGAAGUUUGAGAAAGCCAAGCUGGGCCCUGCUGGUAACAAAGUCAUCAGUCCUUCAGAAGACAGGAAGCAACCAUCCAACAACCUGGACAGAGUGAAACUCACAGACUUCAACUUCCUCAUGGUGCUGGGGAAGGGGAGUUUUGGAAAGGUGAUGCUUGCUGACAGGAAGGGAACUGAGGAACUGUACGCCAUCAAGAUCCUGAAGAAGGAUGUGGUGAUCCAGGAUGAUGACGUGGAGUGCACCAUGGUGGAAAAGCGGGUUCUGGCCCUGCUUGACAAGCCCCCGUUCCUGACACAGCUGCACUCCUGCUUCCAGACAGUGGACCGGCUGUACUUCGUCAUGGAAUAUGUCAAUGGUGGGGACCUCAUGUACCACAUCCAACAAGUCGGAAAAUUUAAGGAGCCGCAAGCAGUAUUCUACGCAGCCGAGAUCUCCAUUGGACUGUUCUUUCUUCAUAAAAGAGGAAUCAUUUACAGGGAUCUGAAGCUGGACAACGUCAUGCUGGACUCCGAAGGCCAUAUCAAAAUCGCUGACUUCGGGAUGUGCAAGGAACACAUGAUGGAUGGAGUCACAACCAGGACCUUCUGUGGGACUCCGGAUUACAUUGCCCCAGAGAUAAUCGCUUACCAGCCUUAUGGAAAGUCUGUGGACUGGUGGGCAUACGGCGUGCUGCUGUAUGAGAUGCUAGCUGGGCAGCCUCCGUUUGAUGGGGAAGAUGAAGAUGAACUAUUUCAGUCUAUAAUGGAGCACAAUGUGUCCUACCCCAAAUCCUUGUCCAAGGAAGCUGUCUCCAUCUGCAAAGGACUUAUGACCAAACACCCUGCCAAGCGGCUGGGCUGCGGGCCUGAGGGAGAGAGGGAUGUCAGAGAGCAUGCCUUCUUCAGGAGGAUCGACUGGGAGAAGUUGGAGAACAGGGAGAUCCAACCGCCAUUCAAGCCCAAAGUGUGCGGCAAAGGAGCAGAAAACUUUGACAAGUUCUUCACGCGAGGGCAGCCUGUCUUAACACCACCAGAUCAGCUGGUCAUUGCUAACAUAGACCAGUCUGAUUUUGAAGGGUUCUCGUAUGUCAACCCCCAGUUUGUGCACCCAAUCUUGCAGAGUGCAGUAUGAAAUUCAAAAAUGAAAGAUGAAAUGCCUCCCCAGCCCCCAGUCUCCCCAGCAGUUGGAAGUGAUCCUUAACCAUAAAAUCUUAAGGCUAUGGCCUUGUAUUUUGUUCCACACAAAGGCCUGAAAAUUCUAGGGACAUUAGUCCACAAGUGAUCAACUUUCUUCCCUAUUCCCCAACCAGAAACAUUAUCUUAAUGAAUGAUGACAUAAUGUAAAGAGUAUAGUUUAAUUAUGUAGAAGUCACAUCUGGCUAAAAGUUAAUUCUUCCUAGAAAACUAGGGGAGUUGGACCCUAUUUUUGGUACAAUUUGAUAUAUUCUCCAUACCUUCCAUUUCUUGGAUUUUCACUAUCUGAAUCAACCAGAGAUAGUAAAGUGAACCCACCCUAACUCAAGGGAUGGAGACAUUUCCACUCAAGAUGUCUUUGGAAUGAAAGAACAGGAAUCCCAAAGAGAAAGCAAAGAGAGGUUGAGGACUUGUAUAUUCAAGAACCCAUUGCUUUUAUUCUUUGCUUCAGUGGAAAAAGUCCCUAGAGUCUGAGAGGGCAGGAUGAACCUGAUCACUGUUUCCAGUCAUCAUAGCACAAGCAUAGUGCAUAGUUUAAGAAGGAGAGAAAACUUCAGACAAAUAUUCAUUGAAUCUAUCAUCUGUACUCCCCUGCUUGGUUGAUAACUAUCUUGAUAACUCAUUCUUUUUAAGAGGCCAAAUUGUCUAAGGACUUUGCUAAACAAAACAUGUAAAAUCAUUUCAGAUCAAGGAUAAACCAUGUGUAUGUUCAUUUUAAUCUCUGGGAGAUGACUCUUCAAUCCAGGGUGCCAUCAGUAAUCAUGCCACUAUUCACGAGUGUUGUUAGCCAACCCCCCACACACAAUAAUAUUUUGCUACCUUUGUGGGUACCCUUCCUAAGAAGCUGAAAUGUAUGCCCCCAUCCCUUUUUUUUUACUAUUUAUUUAAUAAGCUGCAGUGUCAUUUAUGGAAGUACAAUGUAUAGUAACUUAAUCAAAGUAUCAACUAGCAUCAGUCCCUAUAGAUUGAUUUUCCUUCUUUCUCUAGCCCUACAUCCACUUAGAGAUGAAAAAGAGUAUAGUUUUGGUUCCCACUCCCAGUUCCAACUGAACAACACACAUGGAGCUGUAGGAUCAAGAUACUUUAUGCUUAUAUCAGCUCAAAGAUGUUUUCUUGCUAGAAGGAUUUUAAUAUGUUUUACGAGUGCAUCAUGCAAUGGAUUUUGCAUGUUUAUAAUAAACCUUAAUAACAAGUUAAUCUAUAUUAUUGAUAUAAUUGUAUCAAGUAUAAAGAGUAUUAUGAUAAUUUUUAUAAGACACAAUUGUGCUAUAUUUGUGA